Molecule: messenger RNA, 18926 nt
Organism: Columba livia (rock pigeon)
Lineage: Eukaryota; Metazoa; Chordata; Aves; Columbiformes; Columbidae
Exons: 20
Coding region: 3032-5755 (907 amino acids)
Source: RefSeq, a predicted model, not a curated record
AGGGGAGCCCCCGCUCCCAACACCCUGGCCCGGGACCCCCCUGACCCCCCCACCUCCGCCAACCCAGUCUGGUCUCUGGCUGUCCAUGGUGGCCGUGGCUUUCUGGGGGGCAGGGGGUGGUGGAGGCCGUGGGCGGUGGGUGAGGAGGGGGCAGCCAGGCGGGCUGGGGGUUGUGGGUGAGGAAGCCCAGUAGGGACUGAAGCUCCCGGGGGCACAGGCCAUGGAGGUGAUGGGGCUGAUGCUGCUCUGUGGCUCUCGGGGGUUCGCAGCUUGGAGAACGUGGCCAGAGCGUCAGGGAAGUUGGGCGGCGUGGCCGGUGUGUUGCUGGGGGUGCACAUCUGCGGGGGUGUCAGAUCGGCCAUGGAUGGUUUUUGGAGUCCCAACCUGCCAACUCCCCAUCACUGAAGAUCUGGCUGCAUCCCGCACCAGGGGAUGCUCGAAGCCGAGCUCUGGUGGGUAUUGGGGUACCCAGCGCUGCAGGGUCUGGGUGGCACCCCCAGAACGUGGGGGCUGCCUGGGGAGGAUCUCCAGCCCAGGCAGGGCCAGCUCGGGCUGCGAAGAACAGUUUGGACCAUCCAGGGUGCUUAGAGCGCUGGGGUGCAGCGGGUUUGGGGAGGGGACACUGCUCUGAUGCCAGCUGCCCCGGGCAGGGAUGAGGUGAUGCAAUGAGGACCAGCACGAUGGGUGGGGAGAGUUUUGGGGUCCCUCAGGACCCUCUUCACCCGGCUCCCUGUCCCCUGCUCCACUUCGCACCCCAUUAGGACACAGAAAGUCAGGCAGGGCCCCCGGGACACGAGGCGCUGGCCGGGCCCCUCGCGGUUCCCGGCACGGCCCCUGCUUUCUGAGCACUGAGCUGAAUUUAGUGCCCUCCCCACCUCCCCCCCGGACAGACCCGGCCCUUUUUGAGGCCAGUCUUGCCAAAAACCCCAGGAGCUCACGAUGAAAAUGAGAAGUUAAAUGAUUCCUCACAACACCAUUCAACACAAGAACCGAGAGGUUUUUGACACCUGCUUCCUUGUCGGUGUCCUACUGAGCACUAGCACAAAGCCAAGAGUGUUGCUCAGCAGCACCAACCGCGUCUGCCAGGAAUUAAUCUUCAACAUGAACCAGGGGCAGCAGAAGGCAGUCACCAGCACCACAGACAGCAAAGGAGAAGUCUGCAAGAUCCCAUAAGGCUGGAAUAGACUGUUGGCAUCUGCUCUCCACGGCUAAAGUGGAGGAGAGCGUAGAGGGAAAAGAAAUGAAAGUCAUUGACAGUGAAAAAUGCGUGGCGAAACACAGGAGGUUCUGACACAAGAAGACCCUCCCGGGAGCAAGCCAUGACUUCUGGAGCCAGCAUCUCUGGCCCGGGAUGAACGCUUGCCCAUUGCCGUGCGGCCACUUGGGGUGCAAAACUGGGGUUUGAGAGGGGCUGUUGCCCCCCGGUGUCUUGCUCUGCCUGGAGAUGUCUGUGCAGAGGUCCCUGGACAGGACGCCUCUUCCUCAGUCAGCGCUGGCAAAAACCAUCUGGGGACACGCUCCGUCCCCUGGAACUCUUCCUUGUGUGACUCGCAGCUCACGUGUGACAGCGCUGCUCCAAACUUGGCCAUCUCCAAGGACCGGCUUUCUUUGGGAUGUGGGGUUCACUCUCAGAGGAAUCAUGGCAGCCCUGCUUUCUGUGUUGGGGUCUCCCUUUCAGCUAUGGAGCAGCUUCAGUUUGCAGUGCAAAAGGAUCUUGCAAUGGCUGUGUAGCUAGCAGCAGCGUUUCUGAAGCAUCAGAGGAGAUGUCAGAGCCAUGAGGCUGAGGGACGGGACUCCCAGCACAAGAUUGCCCGUGUUUCAAAAGGGAGGCAGCCGUGCCAGCUGGAGAACCUCUCUCGCAGCUCCAUCCCCAGCAAAGAGCUGUCUCUAGAGCAGUUUGUGCUGCUUACAGGCAAGAUCAGCCUUUGCAUUUGAACCACCUUCUUGCAGAGGUGACAGGAAACAUCCUCUGGUUUAUGUCGUUCCAGCUGCAAAGGCCAGGACAGUGUUCAUGGGGGAGCAAGCGAUGAGCACAUUUCCUGGUCAGCAGCCGCUGGCUCGUGCCAACGGUCAAGAGAGGCAGAAGAAAUCCCUUCAGAACAGCUCCCUCUCAAAAGACACCCUUCUGCUUGAUGAACCGCAGGGAAAGGCGUCCUAAACCAGGCACUUUGACCUUGUUUUCAGCCCAGGUUCCCAGUGCUGGUGCACUCGUGAGCCAGUCGCUGCACAUCUGCCGCCAAGGGGAAUCGCCUCCGAGGCCAACUGUGCCAUGGGGAAAGGAAAGGGUGAGACGUCGGGAGAGUUUGAUUUAGUGCACAACACGGAUAAAGCCAUUCUUUCUGCAAUUAAAACUGAGGGUAUUUAAUUGAGUGAAAUGAGAUUUCAUUCCCCAUGACCUGUCUGAUUGUACUUUGAAUCUGGGCACGGGCUGCAGUGACCUGCCACAACAUUUGAGGUGUCACCAGCUGCAUUGUAGGUGGUAAAGUGGGAAAGGCAGGAGGGAGCCUCAGCAUCUCCCAUCCCGUGGAUGACUUCAUCACAAAGGACCAGGGCGGCGCCUGCUGGCUCCUGGGGCGGCUGUUGCCAGGCAACAGAGACACUAUAUUGUCCCCUGUCACCUGUGCCCCUCGCCCAUUUGGUCACUGGCCGUGGUGGGAUCACUUGCCGUGGUGGGAUCACUGUGGUGGUGGACUCAUUUUGGCAGUUGGAUCGCUUUCGUGGUGGGAUCGCUAUUGGUGGUUGCAUCACUUUUGGUGGUAGGAUCGCUACUGGUGGUUGAACCACUUCUGGUGGUUGAACUGCUGUUGGUGGUUUUAUCACUUUCGGAACUUGGAUCUGUUUGGCGACUGGAUCACUUUCAUCACUCGGAUUGCUUUUGGCACUUGGAUCUGUUUGGUGACUGGAUCACUUUCUGUGGCAAGAAGGAGGAGGAGAAAGGCUGCUGGCUGCCCAUCCCUCCAACAUCAUCUCCGGACAGAAGAGCUCCCGUCUUCCCACAUCCAGUUCAGUGUUUUCGGGCAGAGCAGCAGCGAUGGCCACACGUGGACUGCUGGAGAUGCUGAACGCCGCCAUGGGGACACCCCAUUUGGGGGUUGUCGACUUGGUGGCACUGCACAAAUUGCUUGAGGCCAUCAUCGGGCAGCUGGGCCAGCAGGAGCUGUCUGUCCUGGAGCCAGGGCAGAGCCCGGCCCCCGGCCUGGCAAAGGAUCAGGACAGCAAGGCCCAGCCUGGCCAGGAGAAGGAGGAGGAUGGAGCCCUGGGCACAGGGCAGCACCUCUGGAAACCAAAGCAGCAGCUGGAUGAGAAGGACACGCUGGAGGGGACCGGGAGCAACUCCAAGGUUUCCUCCGUGGCCAAGGAGGCCAUGCCAAAAACAACGGAAGAGGAGAAGAGAGAUGUCCCCAAGAAAAGGGCUUCGCUCCAGGACCUGUGGGAGGAGAUCAGCAAGUUUAAGGAGGCGCAGUCCAGCCUGGAACAGGACGUGCGGGAGAUGAAGGAGGCCAUGCAGGAGGCGCAUUCUGGCCUGGAACAGGACAUCCAGGAGGUGAAGGAGGCACAUGUCGGCCUGGCAGAGGACAUGCAUGCCCUGCAGGAGGCGCAUUCCGGCCUGGCGGAGGACAUCCAGGAGAUCCAGGAGACGCUUGGCCUGGAGGGUGGUGGGGGCCAGUCUGCCCCCGCUGAGCCCACCCAGGUGGCCAUGGACAGCCAGGCCAGGAGGAGCUCAGCACUGGAGCCAAAGGGACGUGGGACACAGCCUGGGAUGGAGACCAGCAAGGGGACUGCAGGGUCUGGCUCCCCGGGGAUGCAAGCAGGGAUACAGGGGCAACCAGCGACCCCUGUGAAGUUGUCAGGCGCUCCCUCCAUUCACAAGAGGUCUAUUGGUGCCAGCGCCACCACCCCGGGGAUGCAGCCAGGAUCCCCGGGCACCCAGGCCAGCACCUCCCUGGGGACACAACCAGGGGCCCCUGAUGCCCAGGCCAGCACCGCGGGGAUGCAGGCAGGAUCCCCUGGGACCCACACCACCACCCCUGGGGUGCAGCCUGGGUCCUCCAGCUCCAAAGCCACCAUCCCAGGGGAUGCCCAAGAGCCGGCCAAGCCCUGGGGCUCCACCAGCACCUCAAGCUACGAGUCGGAGAUGCGGGAGGUGCUGUCACAGGUUGGGCAGCUCGGCCAGCUCUGCGCUGGUCUGAAGGAACAGGUGGAGCAGCUUAAAUCUACAAAAGCAGAAAGCACAGAUCUUGAGGACGUGCGCCGGCUCUUCCCAAAGGGAGGCCGGCAGAGCAUCACCAGCAUCCUGGCCGACCUCAGGUGCCAGGUGUCCUUCCUGCAGGACAUGGCCAGGGCCCUCCACGGGGAGAAGGAGAAGAUCAGCAAGGUGGAGGAUGCUCCCAGAAAGACGAGGGGGUCUGGAGCCGGUAGGAAAGCAGACGGCAGUGGCCAGAUGACCCAACAGCCGCGGCCCAAGGGACAGAAGGUCAAGGCAGAGCGCAAGGAGCUGGGGAAGCAGCAGGAGCCAACCCAGGCCGAGCUGGAGCAGUUUGCGGCCAAGUACGUGAAUAAGUUGGUGAUGGAGGCAGCGCAGCAGCUGCAGGCAGAGCAGCAGGACGAGCCGAGGACGACGGCGCAGAGCGGGGGACACGAACACGCAGGGUGCCACGUCUGCAGCCCGGACACCAGGGUGCUGCUGGGGAAACUCCUCCAGCGCUGCGAGAAGCUCGAGGAGCAGGUGGAGUCCCUGGUCCAGAAGGCGGGCGGCAAGGUGGAGAGUCAUCCGAAGUGGAGGAGACAGUCCCUGCAGCAGGACGAGCAACUCAAGUGCCUCCAGGCCAGCAUCAUGCAGCUACAAAAGGACUAUGAGAAGUUGAGCUCGGCCCUUGCAAACCUCCAGCAGGAUCGUCAGCAGAAGCAGAAUGACAUCAAGGCUCUGUCCCAGGCCCUGGGGAGGCUGGAGAAGAAGCAAGCAGACAAGGAGGAGAUGCUGGUGCUGGGAAUCGAUGAGAAAGCAGACAAAGCCGCCCUGGCUGACAAAGUCAGUCGCAGCCAGCUUGAGGCGUGCGAGGAGCGGCUGACCAAGAUGAUGGAGGAGGUGACGAGCCGGGUGACGGGCCAGGAGAAGGGCUGGCACCAGUUCCAGCGAGAGCUGCAGAGACAGAUGGACUGCAAGCUGGACCGCCGGGAGCUGGGGGCGUUCCGGCAGCAGCAGGAGGAGCGGUGGAAGAGCCUCAGCGGGCAGCUCCAGGAGAAGGCGCUGCAGGCAGAGCGUGACGAUGCCGCUGGGAUUAGGAAGCAGCUGCUGCCCGGUUUCCAUUGCCUGUCCUGCGACCGGCCCCUCAACAUGCUGGCACCUGGACCGGAGCGGACGGGCGAGUGUAGAUACCCCACUGUUCCGCGGAGCUGCGGAGGCCAACACACCGUCACGCCCCCGCGUUUCCAGCCCCAACCGCCCAGCACCCCACGGCCAUCCAAACCCAGUGCCCGCAGCCCCAACAAGAAGGACGCGAUGCAGCUGUCGGGCCAGGACGGCACUGAUGGGAACCGGCAGGACGAGCAGCUCUCCAUGAUGGGGGGCUCUGAGCUGCCCACAAUGCCAAGGGCCACCCCAGACACCCCGACCUCCAGGAACCGGCCAAGCACCCGCUCCUCGCUGAGAUCAGCCGUGCUGCAGCACCUACCAGUCUCGUCUCCCAGACGCUUCACCCUGGCACCGCAGCUGCUGCCGCCCAUCCCGCCCCCCCGCCGUGAACCAACCCCCUGACAGCCGGGCAGGACGGGGUCCCGGCCCCGGUCCCACCGCCCCGGGCACUGAGCAGGCAGCGGCUGCAAUAAAUGGCGAUGGGAAACCAAGCACCGGUGUGGUCUGAGAGGAGUCCCUGGGGCAGGAUGGCAGAAAGCCCCGCUGUGUUUGCUUUUUCAGGAGAAAAAUAAGUGCUAAAAAGGCGCUUUGGGGGUGCCCAGGUGGAUCCAGUUGGUAUCCAGGCCCCCCCAGAAGGAGCACGGGGAGCAAACCAGUGGGCACCAGGGCAGAGCCAGCAGAGGCCCAUCCUGCCCCCGGGUGGGGCUGAGGUGUCCAUGGGCUUCAGAAACACCCCUGGGACUAACUGGGGGGACGGGGUGAGGGGGAACCAGGGGGCUGUGCAAGAAGCCGGGCUGGCUGUUGGCAGCCGGAGGAGGGGAGCGCUUUGCGCUUUGCUCUGGGUCAGGGGAUCCAGAACUGGGGGGACGCAGCAGCUUCGUGCCCCGCCCCGGGGUGCCCACGGCCGCCAUGUCGCAGAUGUAUUGUUAACCCCGUCUCCCCCCCACUUCCCCCUUUUGCCCCUCCCUCUCCCCCCUUCCCACUCAGGACAGGCGAUCCGGAGGGAAAGAAGGACACAGAGAAGAGAGUUGGAAAAACUGGCAAUGUUUUACUAAUGCUAUAUUAAGAGUAGAGAAAAUAAUACAAAACCAAUCCUGAAAGUCUCAGCAACUGCAGAGCCGGCACCUGAAGUCCUGGACUGGACUCUGCAGCCAACCGGAGCUGGAUUCAGUCUCUCAGUAGGCCUCAGUUUGCAGGGACGACUAGCAAGGUCCUCUCCUAAUGUCACCAUAAGUAGAAGGGACGAAAAGGGACAAAGAGGACAAGAUCCUCAUGAUCUGCCACUUCUAUAUGAAGUAUUCAUGUGAAGGGGAUGUUAUACACGGUUGGUCAGUUUGUUGGUCACCUGUUUCUUGUUGCUCCUCUUGCAAGAUGUGAAUCUGUCCUUAUCAACAAGUAAGCAUUCCAUUGCAGUGUUUAUCAAAACAUGUAUGUGUCUGGUUCUCCAGGAAAAGGCAGCUAAUAUGAAGCUUUAGCUGACAGGCAAAUUCAUGCUGUCUGCCUAUCAGAUUGCCGGAGGGGCGGGCGUCGAGGGCUGGGUACUGCGUGCCGCCCGCAGCCAAUGAUGGUGCGGAAGAGGCGGGCGUUGCGGUGUCCCUACUGCGCAUGCCCCAGUUGCGAGCGCUGAUAGGCGGAGAGGGAGAUGAUUGACGUGUCCCGGGGAGCGAACCGGGAUGCGGCAAGGGGCGGGUGCUGCAGUCUCCCUAGUGCGCAUGCCCAAACCGCGAGCGCUGAUAGGUCCGCGGUGUCUCGGGGCCGGGGCCGGGGGGGGGAGACCGGGAGCGAACGGGAACGGGGGUCGGGGCGGCUGCGGAGCGCUCGCUGCGGCCGGCGCCCGGGCAUCGGGAGGCGGGCGGCUCAGGGCCGCCCUUCGUGAGGUUCCCCGGAGGCGGCAGGAGGGCGGAGGGGAAGGAGGCGACAGCCGGGGACCUCCCGCCGCGGGCGUCUUCGGGGCGCGGCGGCUGUCGGUGCCCGCGGAGCCCGGCGGGACGGCGGGGGAGCGCGAGGGGAACGGAGCGGCGAAAGAGGCGGCAGGUGAGUGCGGCAGCGGCGAGGGUGACCGUGCCGUUGGAACGGGGGGAGCGGGAGGGGCCGGCGCGGCGCGGAGGCGUUCGGUUCCGGUUCCCCCCCCCCCCCCCCGCCCUUACGGCCGCGCUGGCGAAGCUGCUGGGAGGCGUGCGGUCCGGAGCCGCGUCUCCCUCCGGCGCAGCGCCCGUGCCCGGUGCGGCAGCCCCUCCGGGAGCGGCGCAGCCCCCGUCGGUCGCGGGGACGGUUACAAGCAGAGCUAAGGCGCGGUUGCGGGCGGGCUGGGUGGCGUGGCGAGCGGGGCGCCGCUCCGGCGGGAGCUCGGGGCGAGCCCCGGCGGGUUCCGUGUCCUGCGGGCGCGGCUUUCGCGCCGCGGCUCUCUCUGUGCGCUUUUUUGUUUGGUCGCGUUUGUUUUUUGGGUUUUUUUUGGCGGGAUUCCCGCGAAACGCGGCACGAGCGCUCGCCCGGGGCUGCCGCGGCGGGUCUCAGUGGCGCCGUCCUGUGGGCAAAGCGCGGUACUGCACCCGGCCGCCCCAACGCGGUGCCGCGGCGCGCCUCGGUGCUGCCGCCCUGUGGCGAAACUCGGGUACUGCAGCGCCCGGCAAGGUGGGGGGGCAGAGACGCCGAUCGAGCCGCGAGGGUUCGCGGUCGGGUCUGCGCGUGCCGGUGUCCGUCCCCCCCCGACGGGGGUCAGGUCCCCAUUGGUGUGCAAACGACAUCCCUCCCUCGGGGCCUCCUUAAACGUUUAAUGACGUAAAUAUUGCUCCUGCUAACGUUGUCGGCGCGGCUUCUUUCCUCAGGGGAUCCGUCCGGCAGUCGGUGGCCCACGGUCGCUCGGCAACAGCAGAAGCGGAUUGAAGGGACCGGCCGCUGGAGGAUGCCGAAGCCUCCCGGGUCAGCGGUGGGAGCAGCUUUGCGUAAAGCGAGGGGUACGUGAAGCCGGGCGUGCGGUGCCGACCGCCCAGCAGGUAAGGGAAGCUAAAGCUUUACCUCCAGGGACUUCUGCCCAGAAAGCUGAAGCAAUUGCUCUCGCGUGAGCUGUAGAGUUACGCAAAGAGAAGAAGAUUAGUGGCUGCACUGAUUCUAAGCAGGUUUCUUGAAGGGUGCGGGCCCUUGAAGCCGUUUGAAAAGAAUAAAGUGUAUUAACGGCACAAGGGAGGCAGAUUAAACGUGAUGCUCCGGUUGCUGGAAGCUGUGCUGUUGCUAGGAGAGUUGCCGUCACGCGUUGCAACGGGCCUCAGAAGGGAAACGCUGCUCAGGAAACUGGCCAUAAAUUGGCAGGCGCCGCGUCAAACCAGCCACCGAGAGGACAGAGACCGGUACGGAAGCCGCGUCUCUGAGCCCAGGUGGCCGUGUCCUCCAGCCAACGUCAGGAAACUGUAACAAAGAGGAUAAGCAAUUAAUAGGAGAUUUAUAGCCCGAUCAGAAUUAGGGUCCAAAGGAGCCGUCACCGGCGACGGGAGAGCAGCGGCGCCUCGCGGCGCGAGGAGCUGAUGCGCUCUGUCGAGAUCGGACGAACAGGUAAGAGCGAAUUUAGAAGCUCUGUGCGAACGAGGCAAUGGGAAACGUGCCUAGAAAACCAUCUUGAUGGUGCACGCGGGGUACAGACAAGAGCAGCCGGACGAGGGAAACGUACCAGGACAACGCUGGCAAAGGGAGUUCUCCGAGCUGCCUGGAAAAGGGGGGUGUCGAUACCGGCCGGCACGAACGGCUCCCUUCUCGGGUCGGCCGGAAGCGUUGCCGUGCCGGGGGGCGGCUGCCGGCCUGCGGGCCGGGGCUGCGGCUGUUUGGGGCGCUGCCCCCGCUUUGUUUUCCUCGGGGAGCCCCCCCACGCUCGGGGGCUUGUGGGACGUGCACGUGCAAAUGACACGGUGUUCCCAGCUGCUCUGUUCUCUGCCUUGUUUUUUCAGGUGCCUGUCCCUGUUUUCUCUUCCCGCUUUUGAAGAGAAGCUGCCGAGUCAGCGUACGCUGCGGUGAAGUUCUACAAGAUGCGGCCCUCAGGAACCGGUUGACGUGAGGGAAAUGCUUUCUGACCGCCUGCGCGGUGAGGGGACGUUUUUCACCUUUUAGCUCCUUCUGCACGACAAGAGGGAGACGGAAGAGGGGGAGCUGUGACCGCCCCGUGCUCAGCAGACCCCCCAGCCCGGGUGGGGGGAGCAGCGCCGGAGCGGGAGACGCGGCUCCGUCCUCCGUCCCCAGCGUGCCGGGGGGCGGCUGCCGGCCUGUGGGACGUGGCUGCGGCUGUUCGGGGCGCUGCCCCCCCAUGUUUGGGCGCUCUGAGCAGCCCCAUGUGCUGUUAAAGGUUGUGGUGGUGCGGGUCAGGGAUCCCCAGGCUGUGCCGAGACCGCAGGACGGCUGCUGGUGGAACAAAGUCAAGGACAACUUCUCAGAGACAGGCGAUCCGGAGGGAAAGAAGGACAGAGAGAAGAGAGUUGGAAAAACUGGCAAUGUUUUACUAAUGCUAUAUUAAGAGUAGAGAAAAUAAUACAAAACCAAUCCUGAAAGUCUCAGCAACUGCAGAGCCAGCACCUGAAGUCCUGGACUGGACUCUGCAGCCAACCGGAGCUGGAUUCAGUCUCUCAGCAGGCCUCAGUUUGCAGGGACGACUAGCAAGGUCCUCUCCUAAUGUCACCAUAAGCAGAAGGGACGAAAAGGGGCAAAGAGGACAAGAUCCUCAUGAUCUGCCACUUGUAUAUGAAGUAUUCAUGUGAAGGGGAUGUUAUACACGGUUGGUCAGUUUGUUGGUCACCUGUUUCUUGUUGCUCCUCUUGCAAGAUGUGAAUCUGUCCUUAUCAACAAGUAAGCAUUCCAUUGCAAUGUUUAUCAAAACAUGUAUGUAUCUGGUUCUCCAGGAAAAGGCAGCUAAUAUGAAGCUUCAGCUGACAGGCAAAUUCAUGCUGUCUGCCUAUCAGAUUGCCGGAGGGGCGGGCGUCGAGGGCUGGGUACUGCGUGCCGCCCGCAGCCAAUGAUGGUGCGGAAGAGGCGGGCGUUGCGGUGUCCCUACUGCGCAUGCCCCAGUCGCGAGCGCUGAUAGGCGGAGAGGGAGAUGAUUGACGUGUCCCGGGGAGCGAACCGGGAUGCGGCAAGGGGCGGGUGCUGCAGUCUCCCUAGUGCGCAUGCCCAAACCGCGAGCGCUGAUAGGUCCGCGGUGUCUCGGGGCCGGGGCCGGGGGGGGGAGACCGGAGGCGAACGGGAACGGGGGUCGGGGCGGCUGCGGAGCGCUCGCUGCGGCCGGCGCCCGGGCAUCGGGAGGCGGGCGGCUCAGGGCCGCCCUUCGUGAGGUUUCCCGGAGGCGGCAGAAGGGCGGAGGGGAAGGAGGCGACAGCCGGGGACCUCCCGCCGCGGGCGUCUUCGGGGCGCGGCGGCUGUCGGUGCCCGCGGAGCCCGGCGGGACGGCGGGGGAGCGCGAGGGGAACGGAGCGGCGAAAGAGGCGGCAGUGGAUCCGUCCGGCAGUCGGUGGCCCACGGUUGCUCGGCAACAGCAGAAGCGGAUUGAAGGGACCGGCCGCUGGAGGAUGCCGAAGCCUCCCGGGUCAGCGAUGGGAGCAGCUUUGCGUAAAGCGAGGGGUACGUGAAGCCGGGCGUGCGGUUUGUUUGUUGGUCACCUGUUUCUUGUUGCUCCUCUUGCAAGAUGUGAAUCUGUCCUUAUCAACAAGUAAGCAUUCCAUUGCAAUGUUUACCAAAACAUGUAUCUGGUUCUCCAGGAAAAUGCAGCUAAUAUGAAGCUUUAGCUGACAGGCAAAUUCACUGAAAGAGAAACUUGUUUUUUAAUGAAACCAGGACAGCCCCCUCCCCAAUCCCCUCAGGACUCCUCUGAUUCCCAUCUGCUCCUCUCAGGACAGCUGAGCUUGUCUUUUGGGGCCCCUGAGAGCCCCCAUUUACCUUCUUUUACCUACCUUUGUUGUUGUUCCCAGCCUAUCCUGGUGUUUUCCAUCCUUCAGGACUUACUUAUUACUGUUGUGAGAGUCCGAGAGAAAAGGAGGAGUGUCUGUGACUUACAACCGUCGUUGUUGAUCUACAGUGUUUUAGAGACGGAUUCUUGCAGGAUCUAUUUCUGGUUCGUCCUUCACUCCUCCCCAGACCGCAGCGCUGGUCCGAGUUCCCCAGCACACGUGUGUGUGUCCAGCCGGGUACGCUGGGGGAGCGCGUCAGGGCGGGCAGACGGCUGAAUGGACGCGCUGUCAGCGACUGCGGAACGAGCUGGGGCUGCUUUGACCGUGUCCAGCCUUGUGCGUGUGGUUUGUUUUCACUUGCAGGCUGAAACAGCAGUUUCCUUAAUUAAAAACACCCCAACAUGUCCCCCGGCCCCCAACAAAAAUAACGGCAAAAAUGCCACUGAAAGAAACACAGGGAGUUUUUAAAAAAUUUCCUUUAGCUUUCUCCCCCCUCCACCCCUACCCUGCUGCGUUCAGUGCAGUGAAUGACCGUGAGGAGAUGGCUGUGGAUCUGGCUGUUGAAGGGUGUGUGAAGGAGAAGGAGGUGUGUGUAGAGCAGGAUUGGUGGUGGAGGUGAGUGCAGCUGGUUUGGGUGUGGGGCUGUAAAUUCCUUUUGGAGGCUUCCUAGUUUCUGGUGUCACCUGCGGGGUGAAGUGUGACUCUGUGCAGGUUUGAAAGGUGCAACGUGCAGAGCUCCCUCAUUUGCCACCAGAUCUCCCAAUCACAGAGACAGCGUCGCUGUGCAGCUGCUAAGGACAGCGCGUCUCGUGCAGAAGAGCAUCCUUUGUGCUCCGUGUGCGUGUUCCUCCUUUGAAAUGAAGUUGGGCCGCCCGGUGUUCCACGUUACGUGUGGUACCUGCUGGGCUGAGUCUCCUCCCCGCGCUCCGGUCGGUUCCGUCGCGCUGCCGCAGCCCCGGCAGCACCGCGGCGUUCGCUGGACGCGUUGUUGGCGGAGCCGGCACCGACAAUCUUGACACGUCGAGGCGCUGCGGUGGGUUUGCCUGGAAAUUCCAAGGUAAUUCCAAGGCAGACAGUAAUAAUCCCCAAUUUAUGUAGUAAAAUUUAAAACAGUGGAAUAUAAAUACUGGAGCGCUAAUUGGAAGUAAUACCUGUAGAGAAAAAAACCUCUAGUUUAUAUCUACAAUAAAAAAUAAUGUGUGCUAGUUAAUCCGCCUGGUAGUAAUGUAAUGAUAAAAAUGUUAAAGUGUAAAUAGAUGAAAUUAUAUAGGCAUGAGCAAGAAGUAAAUUUAAUUUCAGCUAUUACUUGGUGAACUAGGCAGCAGUUGUUCCCAAUCUGAAUGCUAGUUUAAAAAACACAUUGUUUGGAAUUCCUUUUAAAUGAUAAAGGCAGAAAACUAAUGUGGAGUCAUUGGUAGCUUCAUUUGAACAACCGUUAUGAAAUAAACCGCAGACACGAAUGACUGCAUAGGAAACAAAGUGAGGAAGCUUUAGAUUUUAAACAGCAUUGGAAAGUGAUCGGGAGUGUUUAGUAUUUAAAUUAUAACAGAGCCACGAGAUGGGAGGCAACAAAGCUCAGAACCAAACAGAGUCAAAACGUUACAUUUCUUUUUUUAAAGAGAAGUAUAAUGGAACCACGAAGUAGUGGCUGUUUAUAAACAGAGGUAUUAAAAAGUUCCCAGGCAGUAAUGAUUCCCAACAGAACACUAAAAGAUAUUUAGAUGUAAAAUAAUAUUAGAAAACAGUUAUGACAGUCUGAAUUUAACCACAGCUUUUUUGGGGUUGUGCAAAAACAUGACCGCUAUUAAUUACCUCUGAGUUAAAAUAAAAAGACAUCAAACUAGCUGUGAUUAACAACAGCUAAUUUUAAUUUUUCAGUGUGCUAUCCAGUCCGGCUUCUCCCUCCAAGGGCGUGGUCUGAGAAAGCCACACCCCCAACUCCACCCCGUCCAAGCUCCGCCCCUGCCAGUCUGUGCCCUCCCCGAGGCGCGUGUCCCUUACAGACCCCUCCCAGCAGCAUAAUGCAUCGAAGCCCCGCCCGCGGCUCCACCCCUAAACUCAGCCCCUGCUAAACCACGCCCCCUCAGAGCACGUGCUGUACAGAGCCCACCCUACUCUCGGCUCCACCCCUCCCUUCCUAAGCUACGCCCUCUUUGGGCGUGUCCUCCGUGCCCCAAGCGGCUCCUCCUAUGGGGGUGUGACACACGGAGGCCCCACCCCCUGCCCAGUUCCCCCAGGUGGGCCUCCCAAUGGGCGUGUCCUCCCAGUCCACGCCCCUCAGCACGGAUCCCACCCCCGUGGGUGGGGCUACACCCAGCUGCGCGGGCGGCCCCCCCACCCAUGCGUGACCCUCAGUAACCCCAUGGCAGCCCUAUGGCUGCCCCACAGGUACCGCUACAGCAGCCCUGCUCCUGCCCCGCAAGAGCUCCAGACACGCCUCUGCAGAGCCCCCACAGCAGCCACUUAAGUGCCCCACAGCUAUCACCGCAGCCGCCCCAUCGCGCCCCACGGCCGCCGCUGCGGGACCCCUGGAGCCCCCGGCCCCACACCCGCCCCGCAGCCCCACAGCGCGCGGUCUCGCGGCCGCGGUGCCGGUGAAGCCACGUGCCGGCCGCGGCCGGAGGAGCCGCCGGUUUUCCCCCCCGCACCCCCCGAUCGCUGCUGCCGCGGCCGGAGGAGCCGCCGGUUUCCCCCCCCACAUCCCCCGAUCGCUGCUGCCGCGGCCGGAGGAGCCGCCGGUUUCCCGCCCACACAUCCCCCGAUCGCUGCUGCCGCGGCCGGAGGAGCCGCCGGUUUCCCCCCCUCACACCCCCCGAUCGCUGCUGCUGCCGCGGCCGGAGGAGCCGCCGGUUUUCCGCCCAGCCCCGACUCUCCUCCUUCCUCCUCAAUCGCCGCUGCCUGCCGCCACGAUGUCUUCUCUUCCGCCAUCUUGUUUCCCCCUUCUGCGCGCAUUCGCUAUUUUAUACCGAGGGAGGGAGGAGGCGCUCGCUGAUUGGCUGACAGUGUCAGCCUCGGAAGUCGUCCAUUGGCUCAUCCCCACGAGGGGUUCUCCGAGGGGGUGGGAGAAAGGCGCUGAUUGGUCACCGUGUCGCUGAGGGGAGGAAGGCACUGAUUGGUCACUUUCCGCCGAAGUUCGCCCUCCCAGUAACAGGCGCUGAUUCGCUAGCGCCCCUGAGGUAGAAAAGGCGCUGAUUGGUCGGCGUUUUCUCGCCGACGUUAGCCCACAGCAACGAAGCGCUGAUUGGGCAGCGCGGCUGACGGGGCGGCUCGGCCAUUGGCAGGAGGGCGGGCGGGGGGCGGGACCGGGCGGGACAACGAGGUAAUAAAUGGGGCGGCGCAGAACGCGCGCAGGACCAGAAAGGCGGAGGCGGCAGCGGCAGCGCGAGCUCAUCGGCCCCCCCCCCCCCCGCCCCCCCGCGGCGGGAAACCGGAGAACGGCAGGAACGGCGGCCGGAGUCAGUUAACGGGGUGGGUAAGGGCGGUAAUUAUCGUGCGGGUGUUAAUUGGGGCUCGGCGGGUUAAUGAGUGACCGGCGGGCUGGGGUGUAUCUGGGGGUUUUGAUCGGAACUGGGGUUUUAAAGCCGCGGGUUUGGGGGGGGGGCGGGGCGGGGGCGAUUAAGGCUCCCGGAGCCGCUUUAGCGGCUUAAAUCUUUGUGUUGAACGCGGGAGGAGCCGGUUCGGGGCUUUUCUCAGCAAUCGGGGCUGGUUUGGGUCCAAUUCGGCUUUUAAAAGAUGUUUUUACGUAAUUUUUGGGUGCCGAUUUGUGCCAGAAGGCGCCUUUGAAAUCUGUUUAUUGAGGGUUUAUCAGGAGAAUUAAAGUUUAAAGCUCGGGGAGAUUUGGGGCUUUUCCCCGGGAUUUUGAGUCCAAAUCGGUUUUUUUAGAGCCCUUAUUUAUUUAAAUUGUUAUGUUUAAAGGGUUUAUUUGAGGUUUUAUUUGGAACAUUUUGGGCGGGUUUGAGGCUCCUAAGGUUUAAUUGUUGGUUUAUUAUUUGAUUUAUUAUUUCACUGCGGUUCGGGGCUCCUGAAGACGCUGAGUUGUUUCAAUUAUUUAGCGCUGUGAGGACCCGUUUUGGGGCCGUUGGGGUCUAAAUCGGCUUUUUGAAAGGUUUAUUUAACGCGUUUAAAGUUUGAGGGGCCGAUUUGCGACUUUAAAGCUUUUUGAAUCUACUUAUUGAUAAGAAUUUAUACAAUAGAUUAAUAUUUAAAGCCCGGGGGGAGAUUUGGGGCUGUUUCCCAGGAUUGCGAGUCCAAAUGCGUUUUUUUCUGUUAACCGCUUAUUAAUUUAAAUUAUUAUAUUUAAACGGGGCUUUUUGAGGUUUUAUGAGGGUUUUUUUGAGCAUUUUGGGCGGUUCUGAGGCUCCUAAAGCCGCUUAAUUGUUUAAAUUAUUAAUUGUUAAAAUAAUGUAAGUAGUUGUUGAAAUAAGUGUGUAAGUUAUUGUAUUUAAAGCCGGGAGGGGCAUUUCGUUGCUUUUUGGGGGGUUUUAGGGCUGAAUUCACUUCAUUGAACGUGUCUAGAGCUGGGGGUCCCAGAUCUGGUGCUAAUUUGGCCCCAAAAAAAGCUUUAAAAAUCUAUUUAUUUAUAUAAUUUACUGAAUUAAUAUUUAAGCGGGAACAUGUUCGGCUUUUUUAACCCGCCGCCAUUUUGUCUCCCCCGUCCCGCUCUCCCUCACGCUGAGGGGGCCGAGGAGACGCUCGCUGAUUGGCCGGUGCCGUCUGGCGGGAAAGCCUCCCCCGGCUCAGCCCCGCUCGGCUGUCUCCGAGGGAGAGAAAGGCGCUGAUUGGUCGCUGCCUCUGAGGAGAGAAAGGCGCUGAUUGGUCGCCGCCUCCCUAAACCCACCUCCUGCGCAGAGAACAGCGAAGGCAGCCUGGCCACGCCCCCUCCGGCUGAUCGCGCCCCCCGCUCCGGCUGACCGCGCGUGCCCCCCCCCCGCAACUCGGCUGACCGCGUGCCCCCCCCAACUCCGGCUGACUGUGCCCCCCCGCCCCCCGGCUGAUCCCGUGCCCCCCCCACUGCACUCCUGCUGACUGUGCCCCCCCCACCUCCUCCGGCUGGCCACAUCUCCACUGCACACCAUGGCGGGGAUGGGGCGGGGGGGGGAUCACAAGGGUCUAUGGGGCGGUGUGGGGGUCAGGGCGGCUGUGGGGUCAAUGGGGUUGUUGUGGGGUGAAACACCCCUGAAGAGGCUGAACCCCCUACAGGUGAGUGACCCACACAGUGCCCCACAGUGCCCCAUAGCACCUCCAUUCUGCCCUACGGAUCCACAACACUGCCCCACAGCACCCUAUAGCUCCUGCUUGCUAUCCCACAGCACCCCAUGGCUUCUCCACUCUGCCCCAUAUGUCUACAGCAGUGCCACAGAGUACCUCAUAUGUCUUCCACUCUGCCCCAUGGGUGCAGAGUGCUGCCCUACAGCACCCUAUAGCUCCUGUACUCUGCCCCACAGAUCCACAGUGCUGUCCCACAGCACCCUAUAGCUCAUGUGGCCUAUAGACCCACUGUACUGCCCUACAAUGCCCCAUGGCUCCUACACUCUGCCCCAUAGACCCACAACACUGCCUCACAACACCCCAUUGCUCCUGCACUCUGCCCCAUGGAUGCCCAGUACUGCCCCACAGCACCAUAUAGGUCCUGUACUCUGCCCCAUAUAUCCACAGGAGUGCCCUGCAGCACCCCAUGGCUCCUGCACUCUGCCCCAUGGAUGCCCAGUACUGCCCAACAGCACCAUAUAGGUCCUGUACUCUGCCCCAUACAUCCACAGGAGUGCCCCCCAGCACCCCAUGGCUCCUGCAUUCUGACCCAUGGAUGCCCAGUACUGUCCCACAGCACCAUAUAGGUCCUGUACUCUGCCCCAUACAUCCACAGGAGUGCCCCCCAGCACCCUAUGGCUCCUGCAUUCUGACCCAUGGAUGCCCAGUACUGCCCAACAGCACCAUAUAGGUCCUGUACUCUGCCCCAUACAUCCACAGGAGUGCCCCCCAGCACCCUAUGGCUCCUGCAUUCUGACCCAUGGAUGCCCAGUACUGCCCAACAGCACCAUAUAGGUCCUGUACUCUGCCCCAUACAUCCACAGGAGUGCCCCCCAGCACCCUAUGGCUCCUGCAUUCUGACCCAUGGUGGAUGCCCAGUACUGCCCCACAGCACCAUAUAGGUCCUGUACUCUGCCCCAUACAUCCACAGGAGUGCCCCCCAGCACCCCAUGGCUCCUGCACUCUGCCCCAUGGAUGCCCAGUACUGCCCCACAGCACCGUAUAGCUCCUCUACUCUGCCCCAUACAUCCACAGGAGUGCCCCCCAGCACCCCAUAGUGACUCUACUCUUCCCCAUAGACCCACAGUGCUGCCGCACAGGACUCUACUCUGCCCCUUAGACCCAGAGAGCUGCCCCACAGCAGCCUGUAGGUGCUGCGUUCUGCCCCAUUGGUGCAAAGUGCUGCCCCACAGCGCCCCACACCUCUGUCCACCUGACCACCCUUCCCUCCUGACUGCGCCUGCACUGCCCACUAUGGGUGGGUCACAAGGGUCUAUGGGGCGGUGUGGGGGUCAGGGCGGCUGUGGGGUCAAUGGGGUUGUUGUGGUGUGAAACACCCCUGAAGAGGCUGAACCCCCUACAGGUGAGUGACCCACACAGAGACCCACAGCAGCCCAUAGCCCCUCUGCCCUAUAGAGUCACUGCACCCCAUAGCUGCUUUUACUCUGCCCCAUAAAUGGACAGCAGUGCUCCACAGCACCCUAAGUCUCCACUGUGCCACAUAGACACACAGUGCUGUCCCACAGCACCCCAUAUCUUGUUCACUCUGCCCUCUAGACCCACAGUGUAACCCUACAGCACCCCAUAGUUCCUCUGCCCUAUAGAUCAACAGCACUGUCCCAGAAAACACCAUAGCUUCUUCCCACUAGCCCAUAGGCCAGCAAUUCUGCCCUACAGCGCACUAGCUCCUGCACCCUAUCCCAUAGACCCACAGCAGUGCUCCACAGAUCCAGUCUGCCCUAUACAGCCACAGCACUGCUCUGCAGCACCAUAUACUUCCAGCACUCUGGCCCAUUGAUAUGUAGCACCCCACAGCUGCUGCAUUCUGCCCAUAGAUCGAGAUUCCUGGGUCCCCUCACCCCACCAGCUGUCCUGGGUUGCGAUGCUGCACGGGGCCCUGUGCACAACAAAAUGAGGACAGCAUGGCUGCUGGGCGCCACCCUGCUUGGAAUCCGAGAUGGCUGGGGGGGGAGGGCUGGCAGCCAUGCUGGCACUGCCGGAGGGGCUGUUGGUCUGCGCCGUGCUCAGGCGGCAGCUCCCGGCUGUAUCGGCUGCUCCUGUGGCCCUGCACCCUGCCCAUGGGAACAAGGUGGCUGCCCUGAUGGGCGUGGCCAUCUCGGCUGCUGUGUCCCUGCUGGUGGGCGGGGCCAUGGCUGUCAUGGCUGCCAAGCCUGUGCUGGAAGGGUGGGGCUGAGGUGGGUGGGGCCUGCCUAGGGUGGCCAUUCUGGGGUGGGGCCCAAGGUGGGUGGUGGGGCCUGUGACUCUGUUUGCCCCUGACGGCCAUCUUGGAAAAGGGCAGCACUGUGCCGCUGCCAUCCUGACGUUGCUCCCCCAGGGCCAUGUUGGGGGAUUUUUAACCUGGUUUUGGGGCCAAUUCUCACCCAAUAAAAUUAAAUAAUGUAAAAAAA